GUGGGAGGAGCCUCGUAAUCCUCUCAGCCAAUGGCGCGGCGGUGAGGCAGAGUGAAGCUGCGGCUGCAUCACACAGCAUCAUUUCAUUGAGCGCCGCUCAGCUGAGCUCCAGCACUUCGUCUUCUGCUCCUGUCCCAGACAAAGGAUGACAUCAGCACAGCUUCACUGAGAAACACUCAUAUUCAAAUUCCUCUCAUGCAGAUCUUUCCUGUCAUUUUAUUGAAAGAAGAGCACUCAUGUAAAGCACUGGUGAAUGCUUCACGCUUGCAUGAGGUUACUGAGAUGCUCUUUCCGCAUCUGAACUGUUAGCAGCCACCACAGGCGAGAGAGGAGGAAGAGGAAGAGGAAGAGGGGGAGGGGAGCCGAGCCGCAGAGAGAGAGAGAGAGAGAGAGGAAUCACACAGGAGAAGCAGAAUUCCAGAAGCACCUGUUCCUCUAAUAUGAUCAUGGAUAUUAACAUCCAGUCUCACCGCUUCUACUUCCCGCAGAUCUACUGUGAACCCGGCGUGCCGCUCGCUGACAUCAAGGUCAGCGAGCAGAGCAUCUGUCAGGCCCGCGCCUCCGUCAUGGUCUACGACGACACCAGCAAAAAAUGGGUGCCGAUCAAACCGGGUCAGCAGGGCUUCAGUCGAAUCAACAUCUACCACAACACGAGCAGCAACACCUUCCGCGUGGUGGGAGUCAAACUGCAGGACCAGCAGGUGGUCAUCAACUACUCCAUCGUGAAGGGUCUGAAGUAUAACCAGGCCACGCCCACCUUCCACCAGUGGCGUGACGCGCGGCAGGUGUACGGACUCAACUUCGCCAGUAAAGAGGAGGCCACCACCUUCUCCAACGCCAUGCUGUUCGCCCUCAACGUGCUCAGCAGCCAGGACGCAGGUCCAGCUGUUCAGCGUCAAGUCCAGAACGGGCCGGGUUCAGAGGAGCUGGAGGUCCAAAGACGGCAAAUGGAAAUGCAGCAGCAGCAGCAGCAGCAGCAUAUUGAGCGGGAGAGACGAUCGUCCAACUCAGGUUCCCCGUUUCAGGGUCACCCCGCCGUGCUGUCUGUAGCUCCUCCCAUUGUGGCCCCGCCUCCUCUGUCGAUGGGCGGUCCCUGUCCUCCUCCCCCUCCCCCGCCCGGGCCGCCGCCCCCCUCUGCCGGAGCUCCACCCCCUCCACCGCCUCCUCUGCCUGUGGGUGGGUACGGGGGUCACGCCCAGGACGAUAGCCACGCCCCCACGGGUCUCGCCGCCAUGAUCGCCGGAGCCAAACUGCGGCGCGUGCAACGGCCGGAGGAAAACUCUGCAUCCGCAGCCAAGAACGAGGCCAACCGGAGCAGCGGAGGCAGCGGAGGACUGAUGGAGGAGAUGAACGCGCUGCUCGCACGCAGACGGAAAGCAGCAGAUGAGAAGAAGGACGGAGAAAGCCAAAGUGACGAUCCCGCUGUGAAGAAGCCGUGGGACCGAGCGAAUUCAGCGGAGCGGUCAUCACUGGUGUCCAGGGUUCGAGCCGUGGGCAGCAUCAGCGAUGCGGACGCUUUAGACUUCGACAGAAUGAAACAGGAAAUCUUGGAAGAAGUGGUUCGUGAACUGCACAAGGUGAAGGACGAGAUCAUCGAUGCCAUUAGACAUGAACUCAGUCGAAUCAGCACCACAUAAUGUCCAUCGAAGCCCUGCAGAUCCUGCUGUAUACAGCUGUAUUAAAGCGCUCGUUUUAACACGUCUGCAACGCCGAGGAGCCCUGGGCUGAGAGGAGCUGAUGAAGCACUGAAGAAAACAUCUGGAGUCCUUCUCAUUUGUCUAGAUUAUUAUUAUUAUUAUUAUUAUUAUAGGUAUAGUUGUUGUAGUAGUAGUAGUAGUGUUUUCAUGUAGACAUAGGAAUUAAUAAUAAUAAUAAUAAUGAUAAUAUCAUUGCACAUCACUUCAGCAUUAGCCUUUUAAUAUUUUUGUUUUACUUUUCCUCAAGAUUCAUCAUGAGCACAUUCCUGUUUUUUAAGAGUUUUUUUUUUUUAUCCUUUUUGCCAUAAUUAUGUAUUUAAUCACUGAAGGAGGGUUUUUUAAAAAGCAUCAUAGGCUGUUCUUGAGUAAUUAUCUAAUGAACAGACAUCACACACCAGAGUAUUUGUGAUCAUGUUGUUAAUAAAAUGUUUAUUGGCUGCGAGGACAUUGUGAAGUAUGUUCUGUUUUAUGAUUUCUCUUUUUGACCAAGUGCUUCCUGGUUUGAACAACAACAACAAAAGAUAUACAUGACAUUCAGAAAGAAGUGAAAUAAAGAGUGAAGGUUGUGUUGGA
Messenger RNA from Cyprinus carpio (common carp), 2270 nucleotides. Its product is annotated as ena/VASP-like protein. The record is from RefSeq and is a predicted model, not a curated record. Lineage: Eukaryota; Metazoa; Chordata; Actinopteri; Cypriniformes; Cyprinidae. Gene Ontology annotation, biological process: protein homotetramerization; positive regulation of actin filament polymerization; actin polymerization or depolymerization. Gene Ontology annotation, cellular component: cytoskeleton. Gene Ontology annotation, molecular function: profilin binding; actin binding; SH3 domain binding.